Molecule: messenger RNA, 1544 nt
Organism: Clarias gariepinus (North African catfish)
Lineage: Eukaryota; Metazoa; Chordata; Actinopteri; Siluriformes; Clariidae
Gene: eef1da
Product: eukaryotic translation elongation factor 1 delta a (guanine nucleotide exchange protein)
Exons: 10
Coding region: 142-1443 (433 amino acids)
Biological process (GO): translational elongation
Cellular component (GO): eukaryotic translation elongation factor 1 complex; cytosol
Molecular function (GO): guanyl-nucleotide exchange factor activity; translation elongation factor activity
Source: RefSeq, a predicted model, not a curated record
CGCGCCGGAGGCUGAAAUCUCUUUCCUGAACAAACGGUCGUGCUCGAGACGCUCACUCGGCCUUCAGAGUCACACACCGGCUUAUAAAAGACCCCGAAAAACCCGGGCUUGACUUUUUAACUCCUCUGAGCUCAUCAGAAGAUGGACAAUCAGAGGGUUUCUCAGUCCCGCCCCAAGGAAGUAGGUGGCCAGAGGCAGGGCUCAGCCAACUCCGCUACCCAUCGCAACCCCCGUGGGGGCGGAAGGAGAGGAGCCCAGCGUUCAUCCCACUCUGAAAGCCAUGCCCCAGAAGACGCCGCCUUCUUCCCCGAGGCGACUGGGCCUGUGCAUGGCUCUCGAGGCGAGAUCGUGUGGUUCAACAGCAACAUGCAAGCCCAGGACUACUUUCAGGACUCGUUGAGCUUGGGGACGGGAAUGGGGACGAGUCCCAGAGAGCAGGUGGUCCACCGCUCCCUGGUGUUCAGAUCUAAACGGAAACCGGAGAACCAGCCCGGUCGCGAAGAGGUGGAGCGUAUGCGUUCCCGUUCCUACAGCGCUCAGAAAAACCAGCGCUCGUCCUCCGAGCCGCAGAGGGGACGCAGGAAGAGGGGUUACUCGGAGACGGAACAUCCCACUCAGAGAAGACGGGACAACAUCAUCAUGAGCGGACUCCAGUGCCUCACCCAGGAGAAAAUCUGGUUCGACAAAUCCAGAUAUGACGAAGCAGAGCGAUGCUUCUACGAGGGAAUGAACGGCGUGCCUUCGGCUCCUCAGGACGCAGAUGCUAACGGCCUCCUGCAGGACAUAGUCAAAGCCCGCCAGGCUGUCCAGCAGUCUCUAGCCGGAAGUCAGAAUGCCAGCAAAUCAGAUGAUCAGAGCGGGCUGGUCUCACGUGUAAAGAGCCUGGAGCUGGAGAACAAGAACCUCCAUAAAGUGGUGGAUGACCUGAGGGCCAUGCUGUCCAAACUAGAGAGCAGACUGUCCGUGCUGGAGAAGAGUUCGAGUCCGGCUCCCAAAGCCUCGGCCGCUCCACAGGCCGCCCCGGCUCCCAAACCCAGCGCGGUGGUGAAAGAAGCGGACGAGGAUGAGGACAUCGACCUGUUUGGCAGCGACGAAGAGGAUGAAGAGGCAGAGCGCAUUAAAGCACAGAGGGUGCAGGAGUACGCAGCGAAGAAGGCGAAGAAACCCGCCCUGAUCGCCAAGUCGUCCAUCAUACUCGACGUCAAACCUUGGGAUGACGAGACAGACAUGGCCAAGCUGGAGGAGUGUGUGCGGUCGGUGCAGAUGGACGGUUUGCUCUGGGGCGCCUCCAAACUGGUGCCUGUCGGUUACGGCAUCAAGAAACUGCAGAUCAACUGCGUGGUCGAGGACGACAAAGUCGGAGUCGACAUACUCGAGGAGGAAAUCACCAAAUUUGAGGACUAUGUCCAGAGCGUUGAUGUUGCUGCUUUCAACAAGAUCUGAGCUUUUGCUCGACAAUCAACUCAUCACCUCAUUUCAAAGGGCUGCCUGCUGCUACUCUGUUGCACAGUUACCAAUAAACCGUUACAAAGCCUUACAAACUC